Pelobates fuscus (common spadefoot toad) is the source of this 1525-nucleotide messenger RNA. RefSeq names its product RAB32, member RAS oncogene family (gene RAB32). The transcript has 3 exons. The coding region runs from base 297 to 980 and encodes 227 amino acids. Lineage: Eukaryota; Metazoa; Chordata; Amphibia; Anura; Pelobatidae. The record is from RefSeq and is a predicted model, not a curated record. Gene Ontology annotation, molecular function: GTP binding; GTPase activity. Gene Ontology annotation, biological process: endosome to lysosome transport; phagosome-lysosome fusion. Gene Ontology annotation, cellular component: Golgi apparatus; late endosome; trans-Golgi network.
AAAAGAACAAAAAAAAAAAAAAGUUUACUUGAAAGACAGUCUUGCCUUUUACCUCUCCUAUGCAAUCUCCCUAAGGAUGUCACACUAAUCUCCAGUUAGCAAUAGUAAGGGAUUGUACUGGAGAAGCUGAAGGGAGUAUUUAGAAAGCUUUACUCUGGGUAAAUAGUUUAAAAGUAGGCUAGUGUUUGACACCACUUUGAGGAUUCUGCUCCAGCCACACAUAGAGGAUUAGUUACUUGUUGCAUUAUUUGUGUCUUCACAAGCUCUUCCUGUCCUGCACUAAUCAGUGAACCUGCAUGGCUGCAGAGGGGGCGAGUGGGGAGUCUGCUGGGUCUCCAGGAUCUCCAGGGGUGCCUGAGCGCAAGGAGUAUCUCUUCAAGGUGCUGGUAAUUGGGGAACUGGGUGUUGGGAAGACCAGCAUCAUCAAACGCUAUGUGCACCAGCUCUUCUCCCAGAACUACAGGGCCACUAUUGGUGUGGAUUUCGCUCUGAAAGUUAUUAACUGGGACGGCAAAACCUUAGUGAGGCUGCAGCUAUGGGACAUCGCAGGACAAGAACGCUUUGGUAACAUGACAAGAGUCUACUAUAAGGAGGCCGUUGGAGCAUUUGUGGUAUUCGAUGUGACAAGAGGUUCAACCUUUGAAGCGGUCAUGAAAUGGAAAUCCGAUUUGGACAGCAAAGUUUUCCUUCCAGGGGGAGGACCUAUUCCAACAAUUCUACUUGCAAACAAAUGUGACCAAAAGAAGGAAAAUAUUGCACAGAGUCAGGCCCAGAUGAACACCUUCUGUAAAGAAAAUGGCUUUCUUGGAUGGUUUGAGACCUCUGCAAAGGAUAAUAUCAACAUAGAUGAAGCUGCUCGAUGCCUGGUGGAAAAUAUACUUGCAAAUUCCAAGAACUUUCCUGUAGAGGAGAACGACACGGGUAACAUUAAGAUUGAGCAGGUGGCAUUGCCUGCAGAGAGUAAAUCACAGUGCUGUUAAUCUCUUCUUGUGGAUAGACAUGACAAAGGACACCGCUAAGCAAUCUAUAUCUGCCGUUUUAACAACCGGACUGCUGCUAGUGAUGCUUCCACAUACUCGACGAUCAUCUUACUUGGCCAUUAUGGUGUUUACAUGACUGUUCUUUUUGUUUGCAUAACCUGGUUAUGGUGUGUUUGUCUUAUUCAUAACAAGAAGCCAUGCACUGUAUGUACAGUAAUUAUUAAACAUGAACACAUACUAAAGUACUUACUAUAGUGAUGUAAAAUAUUUCUGUAAAUGAAAUGUAACCAACAUAUUAUUUCAUUUUGGUUAGUAACCUGUAUGUAUGAAAAACAAAUUAGUCCAAAUCCUGCCAAAUCUGUUCAAAGCACCAGAUUUUAAGUGUAUCUUUGCUUAAGCGCAGACAACUCAAUCAGCCAUUCCUUCAUGCUAAUUUACUCCAGCUAUCAUAAAAGGGAAGUGAGACCUGGUCACCUGUAAAAUGUACAUUCUUUCCUGUUAGCAUUUUUGGUCCAUAAGUGCAAAAUGUCCAAAAACAAAAAAAA